Molecule: messenger RNA, 2726 nt
Organism: Grus americana (Whooping crane)
Lineage: Eukaryota; Metazoa; Chordata; Aves; Gruiformes; Gruidae
Product: proto-oncogene Mas-like
Exons: 2
Coding region: 159-1115 (318 amino acids)
Biological process (GO): G protein-coupled receptor signaling pathway
Cellular component (GO): membrane
Molecular function (GO): G protein-coupled receptor activity
Source: RefSeq, a predicted model, not a curated record
GCCCAGCACUAUAGUAUGGCACAAGGAUUUUAUCCGGACCAUAUGUCAUAGAAUUCACAUGACAAUUUUACCCAGCAGAUCCAUACCAGGCAGCUGCUGCAAAUCAGUCACUGAAAUUCCAAGAAACCCACAAAAAGGUCUGUCUGCAAUCAGUCAUUAUGAGUACUUCAACUGCAUCAAUCUUCCUUCCAACUGCAACAAGCCAGGUUCAUGGGACUAACCAGAGUGGAGCUGUGGAAAAGACAGAGGCAUCGUAUGCUGUCCUCAAGUUCAUGGAGAGCUUCUGCCUCAUCAGCGCUGCCUGUGGGAUGGUGGGAAAUGGCAUGGUCCUAUGGUACCUUGGCUUCCGCAUCCGGAGAAACCACUUCACUGUCUACAUCCUGAACCUGGCCGCUGCCGACUUUGGGUAUCUCCUCUGCAUCGCCAUUGAGACGGUUCAGUACCUGAUGCAGUUCAACGUGGGGGUGCAGUUUGGGAUAUUCCUCUUCCUGGACCUUUUCAUGUAUGGGACCGGCUUGUAUCUCCUGACCGCCAUCAGCAUUGAGAGGUGCCUGUCUGUCCUUUGUCCAAUCUGGUGCCGAAGCCACCGCCCAAAGCACUUGUCCGGCAUCAUCUCUGGCCUGCUCUGGGUUCUCUCCCUGAUGCUGAACACGCUCGGCUAUGUUUUGUGUACCAUUCGCCCCUCUGCCAGUACCUGCCGGCUUCUGCUCAUCACCAUCGGGGCCUUGGACUUCCUCUUCUGCACGCCCCUCAUGCUGCUCUUCAGCCUGACCCUCUUCCUUAGAGUCAAGUGCAGCUCCCAACACUUCCGAACAGGCAGGCUCUUCACCGUCAUCAUGCUCACCGUCCUCUUCUUCCUCAUUUUUGCUGUGCCUCUGAGCGUCCUGAUCCUCUUUGACUUCUUGGGCUACAAAUUCCUCUACUCCCCCGAGAUUGGCUUUGUGCUGUCCUGCGUGAAUAGCACUCUCAACCCUGUCAUUUACUUCCUUGUGGGGAGCUACAGGGAUCGGCGAAUCAAGUUCACCCUCAGGCUGGCAUUCCAGAGGGCUUUUGAAGAUUCAGCAGAUGACAAAGAUGAACGGGAAACCCGUGACACAAUAACUAUGUCCUCCUAAUACCCUGCUGUGCCUACCACAGUAACACUGAUCUGGAGCUGAGGGCGGAUAGUUUACAGAACUGAAGAACUCUGAGGUAUUGGGGAAGGUUUAUCUCACCUAACCUACAGUGUCUUCAGGGUAGAUCUCUACCCUUUAGCUAGUUAGUUUAUGCUCCAUCUGUGGUCAGUGAAAACACGUAAGCAUCUGGACCACAGAAUUUAUCUGACCUGUAUUAAGACCACAAUGAAAGUCCCUGUUUCUUUUCAGUGGCCAUUAAAUGAUUUCAAUUUGAUAAGGUGAAAUGUCUUGAUGUCUGCAUUUCAUCAAAGGAAUUCUACCCAGAGUUUGCAGCUCACUUAAUAAAUCUCUGUCUUUCAGAGCACAGCAAUAUCAAAUUCACAAAUUCUCAGUCACUGUUUACUCAGAUCUCUGAAGAUAUGGGAACCAAUCCUCCUCCUGUUGAAAUCAGCCACAGAAUUCCUGGAAGGAUAGUCUAUCUAUCUAUCUUAAUUUUAAGUACCUGUAUCUCAGCAACAGAUGCAACCUUUUGUGGCUUACAGAUUGCACGAUUCUUUGCCUCCUAAUGUAAGCAUUUCAAAUAGUGAAAUGAUUCAUGCCCUAGAAGUUCCUUUCUUCUAUUAACUAGGGUGGUUUCAAUACCAUAGAGUUGUGACAUAGCGGAAAAGGCCUCCAACCCCUACCAACUUGCCUUACAACUUUACGCACUGAGUUGCACACUUCUUUUUAUUGUAUUUCAAAGAAAUACAGGGCUGGAGUUGCAUAUUAUUUUAGCCUUCUCCAGCCCAGAACAGAGUAUCUGCAUCUAACUACAGCAUGCAUUGGGUUGUUAUUUCUUCCUUUAAGAAGGACAGAUAAGAACCCGUGGCUUCUAACAUCUCCUCUACCAAGAGAAAUAAAGUCAAGGACAGGGAAAAAACCAGAAAACAGAAGAAAGGUAAAGAAAUACCACAAUUUGCAACAAAUCCCUUGAGAUGCAAGGUGUGAUUAUUUGAAGUGUUGUACUACCAGACUAUAUAACAUUCGCUCUUUUAACCUAAAUUGAUAGAAAAAGGAAAGAAAGGUAAUUUUCUUCGAGAACCCUUACAGAUUUCCUUGUCAUGCCUUCAUCUGCAAAUAUUUUCCUAAACGCAAGCUGCGUUCUUCUAUUGUCUGUUAUCUUUUUUCUGUUCAUUUGUCUUUUUCUUAAUUUUGAAAAGCACCACUUAAAAAAAUAGUGGUUCACCCUAAUGUCUGUAGUUGCUUUUUGCUUCCUGUUUACAGUUCCUGAAAGCUGAAAUUUGAGUUCCAUUCUGACUAUUCUUUAAUUUUUAAUGCUAUUGUUCUGCAAUGUGCAUAUAGAUGGUUCAGAUUAGGUCUAUGUCAUCAAUUAUAUUUAGUAAGGGGUUUUUUUUCCUUCUAACUUGUAGUGCUGAGGGGAAGAGAGCAUCCAUUUAUCAGAAAACAUGUUUAAAAUGUUUUCCUUUUAAUAUCUGUAAUGAUUUUAUCAUUGGGAGAACCAAAACAUUUCCAUUAUUAUUAAAAAUGUCAAAAGCCUUUUUUUUAAAGGAAAACAAAUUGUAUUUAUAAACAUUAUUGUGCUCAGAAGAAGCCAUCAACCGAUAAAAACAU